UUGUGCCCCUGUUGAGUCGUUCUGGAAGCCCUGUACUUCCUUUUCUCGCUGUUACCCAUGACGGAAAGAACUAUGCCAGCCAAGGGACCUCUGCAGUCCGUGCAGGUUUUUGGACGUAAGAAAACGGCAACAGCUGUUGCACAUUGCAAGAGAGGCAAUGGUCUCAUUAAAGUUAAUGGAAGACCCCUGGAAAUGAUUGAGCCUGCAACUCUGCAGUACAAACUGCUAGAACCUGUUCUCCUUUUGGGUAAGGAGCGAUUUGCUGGUGUGGACAUCAGAGUGCGCGUGAAGGGAGGUGGACAUGUUGCACAAGUAUAUGCAAUCCGCCAGGCUAUUUCCAAGUCUCUAGUUGCGUACUACCAGAAAUAUGUUGAUGAAGCAUCCAAGAAAGAAAUAAAGGACAUCCUCAUCCAGUAUGACAGGACCCUCUUGGUUGCAGAUCCCCGUCGCUGUGAGGCCAAGAAGUUCGGUGGACCUGGAGCUCGUGCUCGCUACCAGAAGUCCUACCGUUAAACUUGUUCUGUAUAUUUUUCUGGAAAUAAACCUUUGAAAAAAUCUU
Messenger RNA from Bombina bombina (fire-bellied toad), 559 nucleotides. RefSeq names its product ribosomal protein S16 (gene RPS16). Gene Ontology annotation, cellular component: ribosome; cytosolic small ribosomal subunit. Gene Ontology annotation, molecular function: RNA binding; structural constituent of ribosome. Lineage: Eukaryota; Metazoa; Chordata; Amphibia; Anura; Bombinatoridae. The transcript has 6 exons. Gene Ontology annotation, biological process: maturation of SSU-rRNA from tricistronic rRNA transcript (SSU-rRNA, 5.8S rRNA, LSU-rRNA); translation. The record is from RefSeq and is a predicted model, not a curated record. The coding region runs from base 58 to 513 and encodes 151 amino acids.